Corythoichthys intestinalis (scribbled pipefish) is the source of this 2233-nucleotide messenger RNA. Its product is annotated as zinc finger and SCAN domain-containing protein 12-like. Gene Ontology annotation, cellular component: nucleus. The coding region runs from base 219 to 1016 and encodes 265 amino acids. The record is from RefSeq and is a predicted model, not a curated record. Gene Ontology annotation, biological process: regulation of transcription by RNA polymerase II. The transcript has 2 exons. Lineage: Eukaryota; Metazoa; Chordata; Actinopteri; Syngnathiformes; Syngnathidae. Gene Ontology annotation, molecular function: RNA polymerase II cis-regulatory region sequence-specific DNA binding; DNA-binding transcription factor activity.
UAAAUUUUCUAUAUUUACUAUUUUUAAUUAUUAUUUUCAAUGCUUUUUGAUGCACUUCACCUCCUCUGCAGCAGGGGGCAGCUAAUAAACGCUUAGCACAUUUCUUCCCUCGGAAACUCAUUUCCGUAUUUACAAGCCAAGCGUGACGUUCAGGGUCCAACAGAAAAAUACGUCUGGGAGUCGCAAAUUUCCUUUAAAUCCCACAUUUGGCGACCAAAAUGCUCUCCUUGAAAGCUUUUCUCAACGAUAGGCUGGCGGCUGUGGCGGAGGAGAUUUUUGCCGCCGUCGAGAAGACAAUAGACGAGUACAAAGAGGAGCUUUGCCGUGUGAAGGACUUGGAGAUAGGUCGUCUCCGAAUGCAGCUGAGGCUUCUCAAGUCAGAUGGAUGUAAUGGAGCUCAGUUGCAGGAGCACCCCCAUCCCCAGCACGCUCCUCCUCCCAUUCCUCAAAAGCAGGAUGAGGCAGCAUCAGCAGAUAUGGAGGCCAAUGAGUCCCAAAACAUCGAAGAGGAAGGAAGCAGCAGCCUGGAGCUUCCCAAUGAACCCGCUCAAGUCAAGAAAGAACCCGAGAGGAACCACAGAGAGUUCUGGCUAGGCCAAUGCUCCGAACCUCUGGAAGAUCUAGAGUCGGACAUAAAGGACUUCAUGUCCUCAGCGUCCGGUGUGAGGGCUGCCCUGCACGACUCCGUCUUGCCCUUUCACCUCUACCACGGCGGCAUCGGCGACGAAGGCAGGGAGAAGCCGUACAGCUGCUCCGUUUGCGACAAACGCUUCGGCAACUGCUCCCACCUGGCCGCCCACAUCAGGACGCACACGGGCGAGAGGCCCUACAGGUGUGACAUCUGCAGGAAGAGCUUUGUAACCACAAGUGCCCUCAACAGACAUCAAACCAUACACACCGAGGGAAAACAUUAUGUGUGCAUUUACUGCAGCAAGGCCUUCAAAUGGAUGGAGUCUCUCGGGAGGCACGUGCGAAUUGCUCACAAAAGGCCCAACGUACCUCAAGUGACCUCAUGAAAAAAAGUAGAAGUAUUUAUUGUGUAAGUAGUAUUUAUUCAGCAGUCUGCCUCACUCUUCUGAGGUUCUCGUGUUUUUCUGGUUCUCGUGUGGGGUUUUCUCAGAGUAGACUUUCUCCCAUGUCUAAAAAAAAAUACCUCUGGAUGACCUUGGAUGUCGUCUUAAUCACAAGCCACAUUGUAGCUACAGUUUCAUUGUAUAGGUCAUUAUGUUUUCCAUCUAGGGCUGCCGCAGUUAAACAAAUGAAUCAACAACUAUUUUAAUUCAAGGUCUGCCAUUGACGUUUUUAGAAAAACAAUUCUGUCUAAAAAUGAAAUUUGUUUUUUUUUACAUUGACCACGCGGUAACAUAUUACCACUUACAACACUGAUUCCUAGGAAACGGAUGAACAACCAUUCUAGGGCUGCAGCUUUCGAUUAUUUUAGUAGCCGAUUAAUCGAUGAACUACCGUAUUGGCCCGAUUAUUAGACGAUCCCCAAGACUCAAGUUUGAAAAAAUACUUUUUAAACACCAAAUUAAUUUUUAUACAGAAAAUAAUUACAGUACAUCUGAAACAAAUGAGUAUAACAAUAUAUUUGAGAAAAAAAAAACAUGUUAUUUUGCUUCAUUCAAAUCUUAAUAUCUGAACAUUUAAAUAUGUAAACUAAAGUGCAAUCACAUUCGUAAAUGAAUGGUUUCUGGUUUUUGAAAUGUAAAUAAACCAAUCAAUUGUGAUAAAACACCAAAAUUGCAAUAACUGCAUCAACCAUCAAAGUGAAGUCUAACUGUAACUGUAGUCUUGAAACAAAUCUGAAUAAGGAAAAACAUUGCAAUAAAAUAAUGCAUACCAUUUAAACUUGAGAAUAGCUGAGAUCUGUCAUGACAGAUCAUCGCUUCAAUGAUAUCUGGCGCCAUCUAGCGUCGUGAAUGGGUAUAACGUCUAGACAGCGAAAAAAGACGACCCCCACUUUUUCAGUCUUAUUUCAAUGCAAAAAAUCUUAUACAGUGAUACCUCAGCUCACGAACAUAAUUGGUUCCCAGAAAGUGUGCGUGAGGCGAAAAGUUCGUCUUCCGAACAUUUAUUUCCCAUAAGAAACCAUUAAAAUGAGAAUAAUCCGUUCCCAGGUCCCCAUAAAACAUAAUUUUCUACUAAAUAAGCCUUAAAACUACACAAAAAUAUACCUUAUUUUAUGUAUAAUAAGUGUGCUAUUGUAUUAUAAUUAAAGAAAUAAACUGUA